AUGGCUGGCGACGGAAAAUUUACAUAUCGCGAUGGUAUUGCGGUAGCUCAAGUUGUUGCCUUCUCGGCACCUCUGUUAUUUGCCGUUUACUCCAAAUAUACUCGCCGAAUUGGCUGGUUUUGUAUCGGCGUUUUCUCCCUCCUCCGUCUGAUUGGCGCCAGCUGCAAGUUAGCAACUAUCAAUAAUGACUCACGCGGACUCUCAGCUGCGAUAUUCGUUUGCGAAUCUCUCGGAAUGAUUUUAAUCACCUUCCUGUUGUUAGAGAUGCUCGAGAGAAUUAACAAAACUGUCACGGUCACUGUGAAGCGUAUAUUUUGGGUUCCUUACGUCAUCACCUGGAUCGAUAUUGGUAUUUCCAUCGGCGGAUGGGUCUCUGUCAUGCAUGUCGAAAACCCAUUGGCCCCAACAUCGUGGAGUCAAGCGAGCAUAUCCUUGCUGGCAGUUAUAUAUCUCUACUUCGUCGGAGUUUUCGUUCUUUUCUGGCUGCGAAAGGCAGAAUACUUUGAGGAAGAGCGUUGGGCACUGGCUGGUGUUGCAUUUUGUGUACCACUGCUUGCGGUACGGGUUGUCUACUCUCUCAUUUUCAUCAUCACUGGCAAUAUGGCGUUCAGUACAAUGAAAGGCAACCCGACCGCAUAUUUGACUAUGACCAUGCUACCAGAGGUAGCCAUUAUUGCUGCUUGCACAUAUAUCAUUGCGACCAGGAUUUCUCCGCUAGUUGAAGGCAAGAAUAAAAGCCAACAGGGUAAUGGAGAUGAAGAAAGUCAACGACGGCUCUCCAUCGAAACUUGA
Molecule: messenger RNA, 792 nt
Organism: Penicillium daleae
Lineage: Eukaryota; Fungi; Ascomycota; Eurotiomycetes; Eurotiales; Aspergillaceae
Exons: 2
Coding region: 1-792 (263 amino acids)
Source: RefSeq, a predicted model, not a curated record